Camellia sinensis is the source of this 1764-nucleotide messenger RNA. The record is from RefSeq and is a predicted model, not a curated record. NCBI's taxonomy places the organism in Eukaryota, Viridiplantae, Streptophyta, Magnoliopsida, Ericales, Theaceae.
AUGACUUUCUCUGUGGCUUUUGCAUACUUACAGUAUGAGAGGCCCGAUAACUAUGCGUGGGUGUUAGCUACAUUGCGUGAUGUCAUGGAUGGUUUUGUUUUGCCAGCGAUUAUUGUUAUUGAUAGAGAGCUAGCCUUAAUGAAUGCCAUACAGAAGAUAUUCCCGAGUGGUAGACAUUUAUUAUGUCAUUGGCAUAUCAGUAAUAAUGUAUUGACCAAAUGCAAGAAAAUGUUUGAGACACGACAGAAAUGGAAGAAGUUCAACCAUGAGUGGAACUCUUUAGUGUAUUCAUCUUCUGAAAUUCAAUACGAUGAGCAUCUUAAAUCAUUACUUAAGGAAUUCAGUAGUUAUCCUGAUGCAGUCAACUACGUCAUGGAUACUUGGUUGGUUCCUUACAAGGAGAAAUUUGUAGCGAUAUGGACAUACAUGGAGCUACGGGGUAAUGUGUCUAUCUUUGCAUUAGAGUAUCUGCUUGUAAAGAGUAAGAGAGCCAAUUCCAUUAGUAUUGAUGCUGAAGCUUGUGGAUGCGUCCUUCGCCACACUCAUGGUUUACCUUGUGCCCAUGAGAUUGCUGACUACAUCAGACAAGAUCGUCCUAUACCACUUGCUACCAUGCACUCACAGUGCAGGCAGCUUCAUAUCUCCAUAUGCAACAAAGAAGAGGAAAUAGAGGUGACUUGUCGUGCAAAAGUAGAGUUGUUUGUGAAAAAGUUCAAUGAAAGUGAUAGAACCAUGCAGUUGGAGCUUUUGAAGAAGUUGAAAGAGAUUGUAUGUCUGGGAAGCACUUUUCUUGUUGAGCCGGAGGUGAAGCCCAAAACACAUCCUUGGGAUCAUAAGAAGAUCAUUGUUUCUACCCGUCGUGACCCGUGUGCAUUUGAGUUGGUGCAAUCUGGACAUGAUUCCUUCUCACCUAGGGACACUCAAAUCACAACAUUAGCGUCUACUCUGGAAAUCAAGAAGAAGCGACCUGUUAAGGGAAAGGAGAAGGUGAAAGCGAAGGGGAAGGUGUACAUUACUAGAAUAGUGAAACAUGGUGCAUAUGUUGAUGCUUUCCCUUUUGGGUUGAAACCAUACAUUAAGUUUGUCAAGGAUGUAGCUGUAGAUGGGAAUUGUGGUUUCAGGGCUAUAGCUGCUUCAAUUGGUCAUACAAAAGAUGAUUGGACUCUGGUUAGGCGUGAUCUUUUGGGUGAGCCGCACACACACAAAGAGGAAUACAUUACACUUUAUGGGUCCUACGAAAGAUUUGAAGAAUUGACAAGCAUAUUGUCAUACUUUGAAGACAGUCCUGGAUACUCACAUUGGAUGACUGUGCCAGACAUGGGGCAUCUUGUUGCAUCGUGCUACAAUCUUGUGUUAUACCAAUUGUCAUUACAGCAAUGUCUCACCUUUUUACCUCAGAGAACAGUGCCAGUACCUAAACUUGAUAGACGUGAGAUUGCCAUUGGGUUUGUCAAUGGAAAUCAUUUCAUCCAGGUAUCUUUCCGUUCCACGCGGGGCUAUGGCUCGAUCGUCGCUAGGGAGUGGUAUGUGGAGCUCCAAGAUACUGUUCGUCAUAUGGUUGAUGAGGCAGGUUGUACACUGCACACAGCACACCUUACAUUCGGUAUUCUACAUUCUAUAUUCAGCGUUCUGUAUUCUCGAUUCUAUAUUCUGAUGGCUAUUGCCCUAUUUUCCACAGCUAUGGGUUUACGCAUACUUUCUGACGCUAGCCCCGGAGCUCGAGGUGGAGGUGCCUCUUGUGAUUCCUUACUCUCACGUAUUUGA